AUGGCGAUAGACCGGCGCCGCGAGGCGGGCGGCGGGGGCCGGCCGCUGCCGGAGGAGAACGGCUCGGUGCUGGGGGGCGCCGCCGCCCCCCCGGGGCCGCCCCCCGCCGGCGCCGCCGGGGCCGAGAUCCAGGCGGUGCCGCUGCCGCCGCCCGCCGCCGCCUGCAGCCCGCUGCUCCUCGACUACGACGGCUCGGUGCUGCCCUUCCUCGGCGGGCUGGGCGGCGGGUACCAGCGGACCCUGGUGCUGCUCACCUGGGUCCCGGCCCUCUUCAUCGGCUUCAGCAAGUUCUCGGACUCCUUCCUCCUGGACCAGCCCGACUUCUGGUGCCGGGAGGUGGACGGGCAGGGCAACUGGAGCGGGUCCCUGGCGCCGGGCCACGCCAACCGCAGCGGCAACGGCAGCAUCUUCCCCUCGCCCGGGCUGCCCACCCCCGUGGGGGGCAACGCCAGCGAGUGCGACUGCCACGAGUGGCACUACCGCAUCAGAGCCGGCCUGGUCCAAAACGUCGUGAGCAAGUGGGAUCUUGUUUGUGAUUCUUCUUGGAAAGUCCACAUUGCUAAAUUCUCCCUACUGGUAGGAUUAAUCUUUGGCCACUUAAUAACAGGAUGUAUAGCUGACUGGGUUGGUCGACGGCCGGUACUGCUCUUCUCUGUCAUAUUCAUUUUGAUAUUUGGACUGACUGUGGCACUCUCAGUGAACGUGACCAUGUUCAGCACACUCAGGUUUUUUGAGGGGUUUUGCCUUGCUGGAAUAGUCCUCUCCCUGUACGCACUGCGGAUAGAGCUCUGUCCUCCUGGGCACCGGUUCAUGAUCACCAUGGUGGCGAGUUUCAUCGAAAUGGCGGGACAGUUCCUCAUGCCAGGGCUGGCUGCGCUCUGCAGGGACUGGCAGGUCCUCCAGGCAGUCAUCAUCUGUCCUUUCCUGCUGAUGCUGCUUUACUGGGUUAUUUUCCCAGAGUCCCUUCGGUGGCUGAUGGCUACACAACAGUUUGAGGCAUCCAAGGAACUGAUCCUUCAGUUCAUGCACAAGAACAGGAUGAACACGGAAAGCGACAUCAAAGGAGUGGUGCCCGGGCAUAGCAUGGACGAAUCAGUGCAUAGGAUGGACGAUGCUGUGGGAAUGAAGCUGUUGUCUGUUCCUCAUUUGUUGCAGAAUUUGGAAGAGCUGGAAAAGGAGAUCACCAGGAGACCGAAGAAAGUCUGCAUUGUUAAAGUGGUGGGAACAAGGAACCUGUGGAAAAACAUUGUUGUAUUGUGUGUGAACUCGCUGACUGGUUACGGCAUACACCACUGCUUUGCAAAAAGCAUGAUGGGGCACGAAGCGAAGAUGGCGAUUACCCACAACUUCUAUGCGGACUACUACACCAUGGCUGGGAUUGCACUAGCAUCCUGCCUGGCCAUGUGCCCGGUGGUUGGGUUUCUGGGGAGGAGAGGAGGACUCCUGCUUUUCAUGAUCCUUACAGCCCUGGCAUCGCUUCUGCAGCUGGGCCUUCUCAACUUGAUUGGAAAAUACAGUCAACUUCCAGACUCAGGUAUGAGUGACAGCGUCAAAGACAAAUUCUCUACUGCGUUUUCCAUUGUGGGUAUGUUUUCUUCGCAUGCCGUUGGAAGCCUCAGCGUGUUCUUCUGUGCUGAAAUCACACCCACAGUAAUCAGGGGAGGCGGGCUGGGGCUGGUCCUGGCCAGCGCGGGCUUCGGACGCCUGACAGCCCCCAUCAUGGAGCUCCACAACCAGAAAGGCUACUUCCUCCACCACGUCAUCUUCGCCUGCUGUACGCUCAUCUGCAUCAUCUGCAUCCUGCUGCUGCCGGAGAGCAAGAACCAGAACCUGCCCGAGAACAUCCCGGACGGGGAACAUUACACCCGGCAGCCCCUCCUGCCGCACAAGAAGGGGGAGCAGCCCCUGCUCCUGACAAACUCUGAACUCAAGGAUUACUCCGGCCUCCAUGACUCAACAGCUGUGAGUGACGGGAUCUCAGAGAACACCACUGCCAACGGGAUGAAGUCAAUGUAACCGGGUGGAUUUUUUUUUUCCUUCUUUUUUUUUGGUUGGGUGGUUUUUUUUCCUUCUCCUCUUUCUUUUGUAUUUUAUUUGCUGCUGUUGUGCAGGAGGAGCAGCACUUAGGGCAAAGGUGUUUUGCACAGAUUUUAAAAACAGGUGAUGGAGCAGACACAGACUUGAGGGAAUUCAACUCUGCUGCUAAAGCAAUUUUUGGCAUCUUCAACUGUUGUGCAGAUUGCUCUUGAAAAAGUUAUGGGGGAAAAGACUCAUCUGAGAAGAGAUGUGGCUGGAGGUAGCCCUUCAGAACUC
Messenger RNA from Gavia stellata (red-throated loon), 2313 nucleotides. It is a transcript of the gene SLC22A23, whose product is annotated as solute carrier family 22 member 23. The coding region runs from base 1 to 2016 and encodes 671 amino acids. Gene Ontology annotation, cellular component: membrane. Gene Ontology annotation, molecular function: transmembrane transporter activity. The transcript has 11 exons. Lineage: Eukaryota; Metazoa; Chordata; Aves; Gaviiformes; Gaviidae. The record is from RefSeq and is a predicted model, not a curated record. Gene Ontology annotation, biological process: transmembrane transport.